UUCAUAUCAUGAAAGAGUCUGACGUUGAAACUUAAACAUCUUCGUGUCUUCUUGCUCGUACAGAUGAUAUCUUGAAGAAUGCAAAAUUUAAAUCUUCUAGAUAAUUCGAAGGGUUAAAGACGAUGUUAUGGUAUGCCACUAAGUCGAAAUCGGCUCUCCGUUUCCACGCUUGGUAGAUAUAGUCACAACUUCUGUAUGACGCCAGGCGCACAGCAUUAAAAUAUUAGAUGAACAGUUGACCUUCUCCCCGGGAGCUCAAAGCGAUAACUUCUUACUGGUCUGGCCCUCGAUUGAUUUCAGUUCCACAACACGAGGGUAUUCGAUGGAAAACAUAUUAGAUAUGGAUACAUCGGACUUUACAACGAGACCGGAUGCAUACAUACGUAAUGACAGAGGUCGCGAAGCAAGGAUCGAAACAAUGACAAAGCAUGUGGUAGACGCAGCGAUGGAGCUCAACAGACAACAAGAGGACGAGCGCAGACGCAUGGCAAAGGAAGAGCGAGACCUGGAGAAGAAACUCAUCGUCGCGCGACAAAGAAACUUCUUCAAAAAGCUAUGGGUGAAGUUAGUGGUGGGGCAUGAUCUGAAUUUUCCAUUGCCGGGAAGUGGAGAACCAUCAAAGAAAUGCUCGAAGACGGAGCUUGGGAAGGUUUUAGUCUGCGAAGAUGGAAGUGAUGUAACGAACGAGCAACUGGAAUGGCUGGAGAUGAGGAGAGAGGAAAGAAGGCUGGAAAGCAGGCUGGCGAAAGAAAGAUCACUUGCUGCAAGAAAGGCUAGGGGACCUCGCGGCUUCUCUCUGAGAUAAUCAUGCAGAUCAUUAGCCUGGAGCUUAGUCUCGUCCUCCUCGAGAGGG
Molecule: messenger RNA, 853 nt
Organism: Mollisia scopiformis
Lineage: Eukaryota; Fungi; Ascomycota; Leotiomycetes; Helotiales; Mollisiaceae
Exons: 1
Coding region: 323-805 (160 amino acids)
Source: RefSeq, a predicted model, not a curated record